Messenger RNA from Paramuricea clavata, 430 nucleotides. The record is from the annotation of a GenBank genome assembly. NCBI's taxonomy places the organism in Eukaryota, Metazoa, Cnidaria, Anthozoa, Malacalcyonacea, Plexauridae.
UAUACCUAGUGCUGUAUUUCAUAUAUGGAGGCAGACCAGCCCUGGUAUCCAAGCAAGUAACAAGGCACCCAGACUGGCCACAGCCUACUACAGUUGAGGUAGGCCAUUACACUUGGGCAGGUCAGUUCAGUUCUCAUGUUAUCGCAAGAUUAAAUUGGACAAUUGACAAGAAAUAAUACCAAAUGUGGUGUCUCUCCAAAACCAGACCAGCUCGGGUACCCUGGCUUCUCUUUCUUGCUUGCGAAAUGUGAAUUUACUUUUUGUGUUAAAUUUCUUGAGGCACUAUUAAAGCUGUGUACAGUGUAAAAUAGCAUAGUAAGUGCACCAGGAGGGAUUGUGGCUUUAACAUAUAUCUCAUUUUUUAUAGGAUUAUGUUCGUCGUAAACUGAAAGCAUUGAAUGCUUAUGAGAGUAAUCUAGCAUACGUUUGA